This is a messenger RNA of Acytostelium subglobosum LB1, 3651 nucleotides long. RefSeq lists its product as hypothetical. The record is from RefSeq and is a predicted model, not a curated record. The coding region runs from base 1 to 3651 and encodes 1216 amino acids. Lineage: Eukaryota; Evosea; Eumycetozoa; Acytosteliales; Acytosteliaceae. The transcript is spliced from 3 exons.
AUGGCAACAAUUCUGCUCUCUGGUGGCCAAUACAAAGGUUCAAAGAACAAGAAUCUAAAAAUUGAUUUUGAUAUCCAAAUAAGUGUUCUAGAUACUACUCUUCCAGUUAUUAAUUGUGAAGGCGUUGGCCAGGCCUUUAACAUUGAACGUGGCGCCACUGUCACCUUUAAUGGAUUCUCAAUUGUCAAUUGUUCCGCCUCUUUAGGAGCCGCCAUGUCCAUAUCCAGCUCCACUGUGUUUAUGGAGGAUUUCAGUAUCUCCUCUUCCAAGAGUGAUAUGGGUGCCAUUUUUGCCAACAACUCCAUGUUAUACAUCUCGUCCUCAUCGUUCCAAAACAACACUGCCCUAGAUGAUGGAGGAGCUCUUUUCCUUUCCUCAUCUUCAGGAGAGAUCAAGAAGUCUCUGUUUGUUGGAAACAAACGAGUAUUUGCCAAAACUACAGUACCAAGCAACAUUUUUGCCUUUGACCGCUCCAUAGUACUUGUUGACUUUGCAAAGAUGAACAACUUUACCUUCUCCUCAACAUGCUCCAACUCCUCAAUCUCCAACCAACUCGGCCAAUCCUUUUGUGACUCUGUUGUUUCUUCCUCAAUCCCCUCAGCCAUUGGCAAUGCUUCUUGCAUAAAAGAUGGUGUUUGCAACCCCUUGAAUGAGAACUUCUUCUCAUGUCCGUCCGACUGCCCCUCGACCUCGUUCUCUGGCUUUCUACAAACAGACUAUCUCUGCUUGUACAACCGCUCCAACUCCAAUUGGUACAAUUGCAGCCUGUUCCAAAAUGCUCCUCAGUCCCUUCCAACCUUCCAUGUAAUGGACAAUGUUGACGGCCCUCUCUUGGGCAAUCUGACUGGAUACUUCAACAUGCCAUUUGAUGGACCAAUCACCUUAUUGAUCAACAUAUCCAACCUCAACCUCAACGUCUCCAUCAACAGACGUCAGUGUAUCACCUAUCAGUUCGACCCCACCAUUAGGUACAAACAACUUGAGUGCCGCCAAUAUCUCGUGCGUGACCAAAUCAAUCAGCUUGUGAUUGACUACUCGUCCAACUCAAAGUUCACCAACCCCAGGAAGGUCUCGAUAGUUUACAAGUUGGGUGAUAGAAAUGACUUCAAACCCCUCGACAUCAUCAAGUUCUCCCGCAAUGUCUGUGGAGACAACAUAUUUGACAAAGAAGAAGAUUGUGAAGUUGAUAAAGUAUCCGGAUUCGGCCAUCGGGACCACCUGUUUAUGAACAGCACCUCAAAGUGUGGUGAUGGUAUCUGUAAUGAGGAGAACCCGAACCAAUGCCUUGUGGAUUGCAGUCGAUACAUCACUGAACGUUGCCCCGCCCUUAACAUUGAGAAGGGUAGAUUGGUGCCAUUCUCUGUCCGCUCAGACACUCUUGGAAAAAUGUUAUCCAACCGAAUGAUCUGGGGACUUCCAGGUUAUCAACAUAUGUCUUUUGCGAUUAAUAUUGUGAAUGGUGUCCAGGCUGGUUACCCAAUCCUCCAGCUCUCCUUCUGCAAUGACAAGGAGUCUAGUUACAUCGAGGACGUCUUCCGCAAUGCAGUGUACCAAGUUCCAAAGGAAAUUUCUGCUGUUCCCCAGCCCCGAUGCACCUUCUCCGUCACCAACAAGAUCUGGAGCAGUUCCAGUGAAAUGUCUUCUGAAAUGUCAAAGAGCACGGCAUACAGCAUAGGUGCCAAUGCUAAUGGAAACUUUGAUUCAGUUGGUGUCCAAGCCUCGGUGGCCUUCUCCCGGGAACAAUCUACUUCCACUGCUUCCAAGUUGAGUUUCCAGAAGUCUGGUAGUUUGAUUGAUACUAGUGUCAUUUGUUCAUCCUCCAGUGUCCAACUGACCGAGUUUGUCUUCCACCCUCACUUCCUUGAGGACUUAGCAAAUGCAGAGUCAGACCAAGACUUUGAUCUACUACUUAUCAAGUAUGGAACCCACAUCUAUCACACUGCUAUCCUCGGUGGCCAGUUAAAGCAAAUAACCUUCACCUCUAAGUCAACUCAUUCUGCGGAUGAGAAGUCAGAGACAACUCAACAAACAUCAAUGGCUUUCAGCACUGCUGUGACCUCCCCUGUUUUGAAUGUCCACGGGGACUACUCUUCCAACACCAACUCAGCCACAAGCUCAGACUCCAUGAACUCCUUUGCCAAGUCUAGUUCCAGAUCCCAGAUCAUAUCAAAGGGUGGCGCUCCGGGAAGUUUCGGACCUUCAGCCUCGAGCGCCCCAACUACAUUUGGUGAGUGGGCAUCAUCGGUAGAUAUGUUGCCGGUUCCUGUCAACUACACUCUCAUACCAAUCAGAGGUAUCCUAAAUCCUUUGUGGAGAACAAGGAACGAGGCCAAUCUCACAGAGAUGUGGACAUCAGCUGAGACUAGAAUGUAUAAGUACGUCCAGGACAACCCAGAGUCAUUGUCCACAGGCUAUUCAGAUAAUGUUUAUAAUGCCACAUUCUUCUGGGUUCUGGGUAUCCCUCUCAGCCCUGUCACGAUCCAGUCCGUGUACAACAGUACAAUCAGGUCAAGAGUUAACACUGCGGCAAUCCUGGGUUUUGAUUACAACUCUUUGAUUGACAAAAUCGACUUUAUUGAUGGCACUCUCGUCCAGACUGUGUUCCAGGCAAACCUUGACCCAAGAGUAUUCAACAUCACCUUUUUGCUCCAGGACCGAUCCAAGUUCAACAUGAUCACAAGAAGGAAUCAGAUCAGCAAUGCUCAGGGAAACGUCUUUGAAAUCAAGAACAAGAUAUUCCUCAAGUCACAGACUACUAUCAAGUUGCCCGGCAACUACAUCUGGGAGAACAACUCCAUCUCCACCAACCCAAUAGACAUCCCAAUCUUUGAUAGCUAUGAUUUUGACAAGGAGGGCAACCUAGUUGCCGAGGACAAUACCAAAGGAAGAAUGGCCUAUCUCUAUGUACCCCCGAUGGCAAUGGACUACAAAUACCUGGCGAUUAACAUUCACAUUGGAGGUUAUGUCCGGGUGGUCUAUAUUAACAACAUUAAUGUUCCACAGGGCAAAUGGAGAUUGUUUGAAGUUCCUUCAAGUGUUGCGGCAAUGAUACUCGUGGCUACUGCAAUAGACUACUCGCCAAACUAUGAUUGGAUAGCGGGCAGAGACGGCGCUGUUAAUUGGUAUACUUCUGGAUUCUCAGAGCCAGGUGUUCCAGAGUAUCCUGGCCAUUGGUUCAUGCAUAACGACGACAGCAAGAAACAUGUCACUGAUCUUGGUGUUCCAGAUGGCUGGCCAUACAUGGCAGUCACCACCAAAUACAUACAUGGUGAUGAUGAUCGUCGUUACAACGAGUUGGGCAAUCCCUCGUGGGACGUAGAUGUUUCUAAGAUCAAGAUCUAUGGCACCAACGCUAUCUUCCAGCCGAUCCCCUAUAACUCGUACUUCUUCUUGGGCAAUGGUCAGUCUCAGUACAUUGUCCUCCGCAUUGGUGAUUCAAAGCAACUCUUCACAGGCAGUGGCAUGAAUGAUCAUCCGCUGGAUCAAUUCAGUGUGGGUCGUCUAUCAACUGUUGACACCAUCAGACAUAUCAACAGAAUUGAUAAUGAUGAUUGGUGGAAGGCGGUGGUCAACCAACUCCCAUCCCCAUCAUUUAUCCCGCCAAACAUGGAUGAUAUUGUGAGCAGUCUACCUGAUGCUGAUGACUAUUAA